This is a messenger RNA of Malassezia japonica, 3606 nucleotides long. RefSeq lists its product as uncharacterized. NCBI's taxonomy places the organism in Eukaryota, Fungi, Basidiomycota, Malasseziomycetes, Malasseziales, Malasseziaceae. The coding region runs from base 1 to 3606 and encodes 1201 amino acids. The transcript is spliced from 4 exons. Gene Ontology annotation, cellular component: TRAPPIII protein complex. The record is from RefSeq and is a predicted model, not a curated record.
AUGCCGCUCGACGCGGACAGCGCGGUGCACGGCGCGCUGUGCCCACGCAUCGCGGUGCUGAGCAGCGGGGAUGUUGGAGAGAUCGCGCGGAGGAAUGGCGCACAACACAUUGCCCAGGUAUUGCGCCCGUUUGAGCGCUGCGUCGAGAAUAUCGCCGUGCGCACUUCGCAGCUCGCGGCGCGCACACGCGCUUCGUUUCCGGUGCGCUUCGACGCGCUGGACGCGUUCCUUGUGCCUAAGGAUUUGUUUGCGAGGGGGGCACUCGAGCACUUUCUCGACACGGUCCAGGCGCACCUCCGCUCGCACGCCCAGCAGCUCGACGGCGACCAGCCCAUCGCCUCGCUCGUCCCUCCGCCGGAGCCGGAGCGGGCGGCGUGGGAGAAGCAGGUGCGGUCGAUUCCGCCGUGGUGCGCGGACAUUGCCGCGUACCUCUACCGCUACCGCCCCAUUUGCGCGUUUGACGGAUUCUCGCAUCCCACGGCGAUGCUGCUCGUCGUCUCGUCCAGCAAUCCGGACCCGAUGAAUGCAUUUGCGCAGCUCUACGAAGAGUCGAGCACAAGCUCCGUGUUCCGGUCGCAGCCGCACGUCGAGGGCGACGUCCUGCGCUCGUACCUCGUUCUGCACGACGCAUCCGCGCCAAACGCGGACCUACGCCGCUCCGAGGCGCUCCUGGACGAGGUGAAAAGGACGUAUGGGCUGCAGUGCGCGCUCCUCACGAUCAACUCGGCGACCGAGCCGGUGGAUAGCGUCGUGGCGCGCGUGCAGGCCGAGUGGGAUACGCCGGACCUGCGCCACGUUCCGCCGUCCAGCACACCGCCGGGCGCGGCGCUCAGCGUGGACGACGUGCAGCGAAUCGAGGCGUACGUCCGCGAGCUCGUGGUCAAGAGCCUCGUGCCGUACCUCGAGCGCACCGUCCAGCAGCUCAACGAGCAGGUGGGCAGCUCACGCCGCGGCCUGACCGGCCGCCUGCUUGGCGCAGGCCGCAAACUGUUUAGCACGCGAACCACGACGCCGUCUGCGCCCCCGGCCAGCGGAUGGGACGCAGAAAGAGGCACCUACCCUGCUACGGCGCUCGCGUCGCAGACACGGCGCCUCGCGGACCUCGCGAUGCAUACCUGCGACUACAAACUCGCGGCAGAGAUGUACGACACGGCCCGCCGCGACUACGAGCAGGACAGGGCUAUGUCGUAUGUCGGCGCAUCCACCGAGCUCUUGUGCCUUGCACGCCUGCUGAGCGGCAGCAGCGACGGCGUGCCGCUCUUGUUCUCCUCGGCGUGCGACGCGUACUUGCUCGACGCAGCCGGGCGUCUGUACGCGCUGCGCGCGACAUUCCUGUAUAGCGACGUGCAGCGCACGCUCGACCACGGUGCACAGGUCGCUGCAGCGCUGCGGCGUGCUGCAGCGUUUACCGACGAGGUGCUGCGCGGCGUCGUGCUCGAGCUCGCGGCGCUUGCGUACCUGUGCAUGCCCCACCCCCACGUCCGCAAGAGCGCCGCGACAAUGCUCCAGAGCGCCGAGCAGUUUGACGCGUGCGGGCAAAAGGCGUUUGCGCUGCGCUGCUACAUGCUCGCCGCGCCAUACUACGAGGACGAGCACUGGCCGGCGAUCACCGAUCGCGUGCUCACCAAGCUCGCCGCACAGGCGCACAACAGCGGCCAGGGCGGUGCGGCGCUUGAGUACGCGGUCAAGCUCCUGUACACCACGCCACGCACGGAAAAGGAGGACAAGGCGCAUGUCGAGCAGCUCGUCAACGUGUACGAGUUUGCUAAGACCCAGGACGAAAUCACGCUCCCGACGCCGCUCUGGGACGUGGCCGAGUGCACGGUCCAGCCUGAGCACGAUCCAAGCGGCGCAUGGGCGCACCUCUAUCCGUCGCUCGCGCAUGCGCUGCAUAAGAAGCACGUCUCUCAAGCAGGCGAGGGCGAGGCGAUUACCGUGCGUCUGCAGGCCACCAAUCCGCUCCAUACCCCUGUCACGCUCUCGGACCUGAGGCUGGCAUUUGCGGACGCCGCAAAGCCCCUCGAUGCCGCACAUGUCUCGGUCGACGCCCCGCCGAGCAUCGCACUGGGCCCGCGCGAGUCGCGCUCGAUCGACGUCCCGGUGCGCAUCGCUGCGUGCGGCACCUUUGGCCUCUGCGCGAUCCACUACCGGCUCGAGGGCGUGCCGGUGCGCCAGGCGAUGGAAAAGUACGGCAAGCGCUUGCAAGCAACCAAGGCGCAGCGCAUCACGCCGACGUAUGCGCCCGAUACCACGCUCCAAGUGCACGUCCGCCAAGACCUGCCGCGCUUGACGACUACCGUCGAAGGGCCACACACGGCGUACGUCGGCGAGUCGAUCUCGCUGCGUAUUGCCGUGCGCAGCGAGGGUGCGGCCGUGUCCGAGAUCCAGGUGGCUUGCAAGGAGCCGUACGCCAGCUUUGGGCCGGCCGGUGGGCCUGUGGGCGAGACGACGCCGGUGCCAGCCGCCCUCGCGACGCCGGCGCCGCACCGCGUCCAGCAGGCGCUUGCGCCGCAGGAGCACACCGAAGUGCAGUGCACCGUGCCGCUCCUUGACGCGGGCGAGACGACAAUCGAGUGGCUCUUUGUAUACCAGAAUGCACACGGAGAGACGUUUUCGUGCUCGGCACGGCACUCGCUCGACGUGCGCACAUUGCUGCGUGCUUCGACGUCGGUGCGCACGGUCCAAGGCGCAUCACUCGCCUACCUCGUCGCCCUCGACGUCCAGAACGAGGACGAGGAGGCGGUCACCAUUGCGGGCGUGUCGAUGCUCAGCACGCAAUGGAAAGCCGCACAUGCUGCCGAGGCACUCACACUUGCGCCUGGCGAGCGCAGCACAAUGGCAACGCGCAUCGACCGUGCCUCCACGCCAACGGACGCGACGCUGCCGCACGCCCUUGGCGCCAUCGGGCCGCUUGUUGGCCGCUCCGACUUUGCCGACGUCGAGGCCGCUGCACUCAAUCUGCACUGCACUGCAGUGCAAGGCGCCGGCGCAUCGAUGCCGCUCGAUGCGUACGUCGCGCAGCGCAGCGCCUUGCGCAUGAAAUCACUCGAGCACGACUACGAGUUCCUGCCCGAGCCCGUGCGCCGCCGGGCGUUUCUGCUCCUCGAGUCGCACGAGGCCGACUUGUUGGUACACUGGACGCGCCCGGCGGCCCAGGGCUGCCUCCUUCUCUACGGGACACACAUUGGCCUGCGUGCAGACGUACCGGGUGACGUCGCGCGCCUGGAGUCGCUCGCGCGGCCAACGACGACUACACGCGCCAUGUACGCUGCGACGACGCAGGAGCAGCAGCGGCGCAUUGAGCGUCUGCUCAUGUCGCCCCUCGCCGCGAUUCCCCCGCCGGUCUCGCUCGAGGUGCAUGCGCCGGUUGCCAAGUACGAGGGAGAAAGCGUCCAACUCGCGCCAGUCACGCUUCGUUUGCGCAACGAGUCGACGUGGCCUCUGGCCUAUACGCUGCGCCUCCUUCCCGCCAGUAUCCGCCCUGCAGCGGCACAGGCAAUUGCGCCGUGGAUCGGGCGCACGGUACAGCGCGGGACGCUCGCCCCAUGGCACACCGAGACGCUCUCGGCGCACGUCGCGAUCACCUCGGCUGGCGGCGGUCAAUAA